UCGAGAAUUUCGAUUAGUCAAAGAACGAAUGCACAUAAUAACCGAAUGUUAGAAUAUUUUACUGACAGGUUAACCGGUAUCUGCGAAUUUGAAAGGCAUCUAAUGCAGGUACCUGUGCAGGAACAGCGAAUCAUAAAAGUAGAGGAAGUGAAUUAUGUGCAUUGAGCAAGCGCGUUAUGUUCAAAAAUAGACAUUAUGUUCAUGAAGACAUCGUAUUAAUAUACUUCAAGUGUUAUAAGAACUUUCUGUACCGUAUACAAAAACGUAGCUAAAAUCAGAUGAUUGACUUCGAAAAACAAGAUUUAAAAUAAAGUUACAUACUUUUUUAUGCAAAAGGGGAAAUGCAGAUAUAUUCGGAAUAAUUCACGGUGACUGACAGCCAGGGACAAAGGAAAUUAAAUUUUCAAUUUACAAGUUUAAUUUUUUUAACGUCAGUAAAGGCCAAGUAUCACAACUACCACAAACCUAAUUUAAAGGAGUGAAUUUUUGCUGUGUGGUGUUCUGGAUCUCCAAUAUGGAUUUGUGGAAAACAAUAGCAAUUUAAAAUAGCGCAACGAAUAAAUGGUUUAAACGUGUAGAAAGUGCUUGUUCAGCAGCUGAUGAGGAAAGGAUACAAUUGCUUGUUCAGAAUUCGACAUGAGCGACAUGUACAAGUGAAACCGAGGACUUAUUUAUUUACAUCAUGAAUAUCGACGGUGAAAAAGAGGCGACGGAUGUCAACAAUUCGGUAUCAUAUGUGGUCUCAUCUGAAGAUAAGUAUCACGGAAAUAGGAGGACACAAUGGCGACAAUGGCUGGCGUGUAUUUCUGCAACUCUAUCCAUGGUGGCUGUGGGGACAGUCUACGGCUGGACAACAACAUCCCUAUUUCGCCUAACUUCUGGCGACAGCAGCAUGCCCUUCAAUUUAACAGAUGACGAAGGUUCCUGGAUCGUCUCCCUAACCGUAAUCGGCUCCAUGAUCGGUCCAUUCUUGGGAGCCAGCUUAUCCGACAAAUUCGGUCGUAAACGCUGCCUCAUGAUAUCCAGUGGCUUCUACAUCGUCGGUUGGUUGAUUGUAUUAUUCGCGAAGUCCGUGGAAGCUCUAUACAUAUCUCGAGUGAUCCUCGGCGUGGGAGUUGGAAUCUCCUACACCACAAACCCCAUGUACGUCUCGGAAGUGGCGGACACCAACAUCAGAGGCGCCCUGGGGACCCUAAUCGCGGUGAACGUCUUCACAGGGUCUUUGCUAGCCUGCAGCAUAGGUCCAUGGGUAUCCUUGGAGAUCCUGACCGCCAUUUUACUCGCCAUACCGGUUCUCUUCAUCGCCUGUUUCAUGUGGUUCCCCGAGAGUCCACAUUUCCUGGCAGCUAAAGGCCGCAAAUCGGAAGCCUGCAAGUCUCUGGCGUUCUUCAAAGGCAUCCUCGACCCUGAGGAAGCUAAAAAGGAACUGAAUCUCAUUCUCCGUGGUAUGAAAGAAGAUUCCUACAAGGCUGCGCCUGGACAGAGUAUGGAAAUGCUCAAACACACCUGGACCGUCAAGCUGAAGAUGCUGCUGCUGCCCAACAACGCCAAGUCCUUGAGCAUAGUCGUUGGUCUGGUCGCUGCGCAGCAACUCAGCGGGAAUUUCAGCACCAUGCAGUACCUGGAAGUGCUGUUCAAAAAAGCAUCAGUUGGAAUUGACUCGAAUUUGGCUACCAUAUUGGUCUUGGCUGUGGGCCUCGUGUCUGGAGCCCUGGCUACAGCUACCGUAGAGGGUGCUGGGAGACGACCGCUUCUGAUGAUCUCCACGUUUGGCUCAUUCGUCACUCUGGCCAUCUUGGCUGUGUAUCUCAUGUUAGAUGCAAAAGAAAUGGACGUUUCCAGCGUGAACCUUCUUCCAGUGAUCGAUGUCAUCAUCUUUCAGGUGGCUUUUCAAAUCGGUUUAGGAACCUUGACCAAUGCUCUGAUCGGGGAACUGUUUCCUACCGAAGUGAAGGGCGUUGCUGGCGCCAUUGUUACUAUUUUUGAUGGCCUACUCGGCUUCGCCGUUUCCAAAUUGUAUCAGGUGAUCGGCGACAGCCUGGGAUCGUACACGGUUUAUUACUUCUUCUCGGUGUCCUGCUUGAUGGCGUUCUUCAUGGUGGCGGUGUUUGUACCGGAAACGAAGGGGAGAACUUAUAAUGAGAUACAGGCACUUCUCAGUGGAAGGAAACUGAAUUCGGCCAGCAGAAGCGAUGAGAACAAUUAUGUAUGACAGGAGGAAAUGCACCGUGUGUGUGGAACACGGUGCUGGCUUUUAUCUUCGGUUGACUGUACUGUAAAUUUUAACUUAAUUGCAAAGAUCUCCGUUGAAACACUUAAUGUUCGGGUGUACAUUGUUAUCGUCUAUUUAAGUAACAGAGGCAACGAUCACUUAUUCGUGUUUUAUGACUUAUUUUGUAGAACGUUCAGAAAAAUAAGUAUUACCGUUUUUGAAAGCA
Molecule: messenger RNA, 2438 nt
Organism: Megachile rotundata (alfalfa leafcutting bee)
Lineage: Eukaryota; Metazoa; Arthropoda; Insecta; Hymenoptera; Megachilidae
Product: trehalose transporter 1-like protein
Biological process (GO): transmembrane transport
Cellular component (GO): membrane
Molecular function (GO): transmembrane transporter activity
Source: RefSeq, a predicted model, not a curated record